Messenger RNA from Euleptes europaea (tarantolino), 1188 nucleotides. RefSeq names its product trypsin-3-like. Gene Ontology annotation, biological process: proteolysis. Lineage: Eukaryota; Metazoa; Chordata; Lepidosauria; Squamata; Sphaerodactylidae. The transcript has 5 exons. The record is from RefSeq and is a predicted model, not a curated record. Gene Ontology annotation, molecular function: serine-type endopeptidase activity. The coding region runs from base 1 to 1188 and encodes 395 amino acids.
AUGGCGGGACCGGCGCCGGAAGGUGCUUCACUGGUGCCAGAUGCGGCCGCAUGUCUGGCAGAGGCACAACAGACUGCUGUCCAAACGGCGUUACAGUUUGUGGGACUACCUCUAGAUAACAUGGUAGCCGAUCUAGCACAGUUGUUGACCCCAACUUUCGGGGCUGGGGCACCCGCGCUAGCCGUCCAGGUUCAACUGCUGCUGGGCGGGGAGUCUAAACCGCUCCUCGCCCUUUUGGAACAGGAGCUUCUGCCAAUUGUUACUGCGUCCGCCACCCUGAAGCUCGAAGCUGCCCAGGCUCUCGCGGACAAACAGGCAGCAGAAGCGGCGGACAAGGCUCAGGCCGAACGGGCAAGGGCACAGCAGUUGGCUGCCGAACGAGCGCAAGCAGACAUACCCAAAGACACCGUGCAAGCAGACAUACCCAAAGACACCGUGCGGACCGGCUGUGGAAAGAAAACUGCUGCAACACCCCUGAAUGUCUAUGGUGGCGAUGAUGAUAAGAUCAUUGGAGGUUACGAGUGUCCAGCCCACUCCCAGCCGUGGCAAGUCUUUUUAACCUACGGGGCUGGUUACCGGUGGUGUGGAGGCUCCCUCAUCAACGACCGCUGGAUUAUCUCCGCAGCUCAUUGCUACAAGAACCCCCGAACUCUCACGGUGCACCUUGGUGAGCACGAUACUUCGAUCGAAGAAGGUACAGAGCAGCACAUCCAGGUGGAAAAAGCCAUCCGCUAUCCUCAGUACAACGAGCGCACCAUCGAUAAUGAUUUCAUGUUGAUCAAACUCACCCAGCCAGCCCAUUUCAAUGCCUUUGUGCAACCCAUCGACAUUGCUCACAGCUGUCCUGUAGCUGGGGAUGACUGUCUCGCCUCAGGCUGGGGAAACACUCUGACAACAAGAGUUAUCUAUCCAGACAAUCUACAGUGCCUGAAUGUGCCCAUUCUCUCCACAUCCACCUGCCAUGCUGCCUACCCAGGCCGCAUCACCUCUAAUAUGUUCUGUGCCGGAUAUACAGAGGGAGGCAAAGAUUCUUGCCAGGGCGACUCCGGUGGGCCACUGGUGUGCAACGGAAAACUGUCUGGCGUGGUGUCCUGGGGGAAGGGUUGCGCCCAGAAAAACUAUCCUGGUGUUUAUGCUCCUGUGUGUAACUACAAAGCCUGGAUAGAAGAGGUGAUUUCAAACAACUAA